Molecule: messenger RNA, 2503 nt
Organism: Mizuhopecten yessoensis (Yesso scallop)
Lineage: Eukaryota; Metazoa; Mollusca; Bivalvia; Pectinida; Pectinidae
Exons: 9
Coding region: 288-2495 (735 amino acids)
Source: RefSeq, a predicted model, not a curated record
AUUUCCGGCAAAGUCAUGAUAGAUGUGUCGAGUCUUGGAGUCUAGUACGUGGACUAUCUGAUCAGCUUGGGUAUAUAAUAAUAUCAGUGUCCACAGUCAAAGUGUACCAGGUACUAGACUUCUUAAUUAAACGAGGCUUUAUAGAACAUUUAUAAACUUGCCCAAACUUUGAGAUUAGGUGUAUUCUUGGAUUGACGCCACAGACUUCCAUGAGUUGCAGAUGAGGCUCAGUAGAUUUCCCUAACAGACAUUGGAUUGACCUUCUGGGUCACAGGUCAAGGGUAACGAUGACAUCCCGCUACAUAUCUGCUCUGGACUAUGCUGACAUCAAUGCGAAACGAAUCUUGAAGAAACAUGCAAAGAAACGCCCCCUUGGGGAACUUGAGAGCAGAUUGAGGUACACCCCUGCUCAGCCUGUGUUGUCGUGUCGUACUGUGGAUAUUGAUGUGAGCGGGACACGGACGUACCGUUCACGGUCCACCACAGAUAUCAUCACAGAGCAGCACAAACUCAUUCACAACCUCUACACAAGGCCCAGUAGGAAUAUAACCUCAGCCCCUAACAGGAGGAAUGGAACCCCCUCGAGGACGGAGGACGACUUUGCCCAGAGACAGAGGAUAAACAUUGAAGUACACGGUCGACCUUUGACCUCACAGUCUCAAUCUACGUUACAACACACAAACCGAGCCCAUUCUUCAACACGUCGGCCCAAAACAACUGGAAAUCUUAAAAAAGUCUCAUUUCUGUCACAAGACUUGAGUAUUAAUCGAAACACAAAUGCUGAAUAUUUGGAGACCAGCCGUGAACACAAGAAAUUGACGGAGAAAAUCCAUGAGCAUUGGGACCCUGGGAGUCACGACUUAAACACAGGUACAUUUGUACGAGGACAGCAGAAGGCAGACGCUCCACCGAGUCUCGAGGCUGGCUGGCUCACGUUUGGGGGCGUCAACAGUGAGGAGACAUCUGGUGUCAUAGAUGCCUUUGCUCAACUAAGAGAUGAUGAGGAGUACUAUAACAUUGAGGGAAGAGUUGGAAGUCGAGUUGCCCAGCAGCUACAGAAAGGAGACAAAAUUCGUGUGGGCAUCAAUGGGCGCAUUCAGUCUGACGAUUUGAAGGUGAAACGCCAGGACAGCUGUCUUAGCAGAGAGUCGACAGAAUUUGAAAGAGCUGAUAAAGAAAACAUGGAAAAGACAGUUAUCCCCCUUUGUUGGGAGGAUGAACUGACAUCAUCAAAAGUGAUCUCCCCCAGGGAACAGAGAGACGAUGGUCCGAAACCUGUGAUGAGUGAAACUCACCCAGUAUUUUUCACACAUGAGAAAGACGAGUUGAGGCGUCCUAAUCUGACCAAGAAAUCGACAAAACAAAACCAACCAAAGCCGCCAGAGGGAUUUAAAAUCAAGCACAGGAAGAAAUCCAGGCAAAGUCUUGAUGGUCAAGAGGAUGAAAAGAUCAUGGUGAUAACAAUUGACCAGAAGUCAUCACAGGAGGAGACCAAGCUACAGGGGCUGUCAGUUGACGACGUGCUCCAGAAAAAGUUCAAUGGUAACAAGGCCCCCACUGACAGUGUCAGUGACAUGGACAUCAGUACACUACAGGACAGUCCGAGGACUUGUGCUCGCACCCCUUCUGGGGACAUGUCAAGGAAUACUGCCAAAAAUAAUGAAUCUGAUUCUGUUAUAAGUGUGGAACCUCUAAGGAUCACCACACCGAAGUCUAAACCGGUAUCACCUCCCUAUGUCUCAAAGAACACACCAUCAGAUUUAAUCGUUGGACCGUCGUCGGGAAUUAUAGCAGGACGAGAAAAGUCUGCCUCCUCCACCAGCAGGUCAAGUCGUGUCGGGAGUGAACGGGGCAGUGCCAAGUACCACAGUAGGCCGACCCCGCCAAAACCUCUCCACACCUACAACACACCGUCCUCUUUUAAUUUGUAUGGCACACGAGGGGAGACAGAGUUCAUUCAGAUCACAUCGCAGAUUCGUAACCCGAACCCCCCACCCCCAGCUCCUCAUUCCAGCCCACUAAAGGAAUCGUAUCUAGCUCAGUCCUACACUGAUGAGGCCAUACGACAAGUAGGACAACAAAAUAUACCUGUACCUGAGGAAAUCCACCAGCCAGCACCUGCACCCUCCCCAGAUAUCCCUGAUAUCAGUCCCCCUAAACAGGAGGAGGAAGUGGAGCCACCUCCCCCGUCCCCACAACCUGACUUGCGUACUAUCAGUCCGGGGAGCACAGGUCUAGCCAUAAGCAUUCCUACGGCUGAGGAAUUUUCUGAUCGGGAUGUGGAUUCCACCAUUAAUUCUCCCUGGACUAGCCAGCGAGAUAAUGUUAUCAGUAUGGAGAAUGGCACUCGUGGCACCUCCAAACGGGAGGCUGCCUACAGAGACUCGCAGAUUGAUCAGAUUACCUCCCUUUUGAAGGGAGCAAUUGUUGUACCCACUGACAAGGAUAGUUCAUAUGUUGUUGAAAAAUCAGUUAAAUUUCAGGAAGGUAGCUAACAAUCUCA